UUUUGUGUUGGAUUCAGCACAUAAUAAUCAUAACACACACACACAGUGGUUAUCGUGUGUCACAGGGGGUGUAAGCUGCUAAACUCCGCCCCGGCAGCUCUCCCAGCUGAUAGCCUGUUCCAUGUUUGGGAUUGUUGUGAUGUGAGGCCGCAGCCAUCUUGGAUCAGCGCCGCUCCACACCGAGCAGCAGGAGGACGGACGACGUUAACGGCAGAGCCAGUUAGCUGACGUUAGCUGCUCGGCCAGAUUAACCACAAUCUGUGUCGCUGUGUGGUGCGACUAUGCUUUAUAUACGUUAUUUUUCUUCGUUAGCGGCCGCUUUGAGUGCAUAAAAAUGGGUAUAAACUGUGUUAAGCGUUUAACGUUAUAAAUCCGGAGAGGGAGGCGGCGGUGUAGAUCCUCGGUAUAUAUUUUUUAAAAUUUCUGAAUAGAGGAGUUACUAUGAAUGGAGGAUAAAUGUUGCCAAAGGCUGACAGCAGCAGUUUCGUCCUCUUCUCUCUUCUCUUCGUCCUCACGUUAACGGACUCACCACGGACAGGUCCGCGGCUAGCUCUGGCAAGAUUAUUGUCAGAGCAGCGCUGCAGCCCUGGGCAGUUUGCCUGCCGCAGUGGGAAGAUGCAGUGUAUCCCAAUGUCCUGGCAGUGUGACGGCUGGACAGCAUGUGAGGACAAGAGUGACGAGAUGGACUGUCCCCCUAUAAAGGAGGAGAGGUUUCGUUUUGGCAACGGAUAUGACCAGGUAGAAGACGUCAUUGGUGUGGCUCAGCCUGUGCGCUUCAACAAGAAAUGCCCCAGUGGGUGGCAUCACUACGAGAAGACAGCCAGCUGUUACAAAGUGUAUCUGAGGAGCGAGAACUACUGGCAGGCUGUGGAUACUUGUCAAAAAGUCAACGGCUCCUUGGCUACUUUUGUUACCAACGAGGAGCUGCAGUUCAUACUGAAGAUCGAGGUGGAUUUUGACGACAAAGUCUGUGAGCGCAGAGACCAGUGCAAGUUUUGGGUGGGCUACCAGUAUGUGAUCACCAAUCAGAACCACUCCCUGGAGGGUCGCUGGGAGGUAGCAUAUAAAGGUUCGAUGCAGGUGUUUCUGCCACCUGAGGGUCUGACCAAUUUUGGGGAGGCGUCUCCCACACAGGACAACGUUUUCUGUGCCCAGCUGCAGCGCUUUCAGAUCAAAAGCAUGAAUGAACGAGGCCUGCACAGCUGGCAUGCUGAGAACUGCUACAAGAAGUUCCCCUUUCUCUGCAAGAGGAGGCAAACGUGUGUGGAUAUAAAAGACAAUGUUGUAAAUGAGGGCUACUACUUCACCCCUAAGGGGGACGACCCGUGUCUGAGCUGCACGUGUCACGACGGCGAGCCUGAGAUGUGUGUGGCUGCGCUGUGUGAGCGUCCGCAGGGCUGCCAGCACUUCCGCAAGGAUCCCAAAGAGUGCUGCAAGUUCACCUGCCUGGACCCAGAUGGAAACAGUCUGUUUGACUCGAUGGCCAGCGGGAUGAGGCUGAUCGUCAGCUGUAUCUCGUCCUUCCUCAUCCUCUCUCUGCUGCUCUUCAUGGUGCACAGACUCCGUCAGCGGAGACGUGAACGCAUCGAAACUCUGAUUGGAGGAAACUUGCACCACUUUAACCUUGGAAGACGAGUCCCAGGCUUUGACUACGGCCCGGAUGCCUUUGGCACCGGCCUCACUCCCCUGCAUCUGUCUGAUGAUGGAGAGGGAGGCGCUUUCCAUUUCCAAGAGCCUCCACCGCCAUACGCAGCCUACAAAUACCCCGACAUCCAGCACCCUGACGACCCCCCUCCUCCGUACGAAGCCUCCAUCAACCCAGACAGCCUCCUCUACGUGGACCUUGGACACAGUGGGGUUUCCAUGGUGCUGAGUCAGAUGAACGCCAUGGGAGACGGCCUCCAGGCCGAUAUUCCCAACGCCUCUGGUCCCGUGCCAGACUCUGCGCCAUCUUCUCAGGAGAGGGAGGACUCCAUAGAUAGCAGCACCCUCCUGGUGGGGCCCGACACCCCGACAGAUGGCCACACCCCCGCCUCCAUGCCCGCAGACUGCGUCUCCACCCUCAGCACCGUAGUAUAGGACUGUGGACAGACGGCAGGGAGCUGCAUCCGGACAUUACCUGCUGGUUGAGGAAGGUCAUGAGUGCGUUCUGCACCAGGAGAGGACACAGCAGACUGUUAUCAAAAUGCUCACUGGAGGGAGAAACGUUUGUACAGGCAUAUCAGAAGCAGCCUGUGUCUUUGAGGUGGAGACUCUUCUGCAGUUGGCCUUCUGAGUGUUGUUUUGUUUAAGAUACUGGCAUCUGAGGGAGCAGAGAGGACUGUGUCUGUACAGAGGAAAAAAACACUACAUUGAGGCUGAGAAGGCUGCACUUUUACUUUUAGCGUUGACUGAGCAAAGCUUUUGAAACAUCUCAGAGUUGGCCUGAUUGGUCGAGAAACCCUGAUGUAAAUACGCCCUCAGGUCUGUGCCGGUCAAAUUUGUUAUACUUGUGUGUCCCAGUCCAGCACAAGGCGAAGAAUGACAGACGGACAGUGAAGCCAGCUAUUGUUCCUUGUGCGUUUUUGUUUGCAUCAUACUGUCGUUCAGACGGACGUAUCUGUAUUGAUAUUGUCAGGCUAUGAUAACGUUCUGAUCAGCCCAGUCUGUCACGGCAUGUCCCAGAUCUCGAUUUCUACUCGCUCAUUAAAAUCUACUGUCCCCUCACUCUUAUUAGUCUGAUACAUGAAGCUGUCUUCCAGGUUUAUAGCGCAUAUUUGCAGCGAAAGAUGUUUUGUAAUUAAGAGGUUUAACCUUGCAAGAAGGUACGGUUAGUUUCCUGCUAUAGGGUUUUUAUUAGGUAAUGCUGACACAAGGCAUUUAUGUAUCAAGGAAUGUUGUGGUACUGAUAAAUAUGAGUUUGGUAUUGUGUUUUUUUUGAUGAUGAUUUAUGAGUGCAGGCGGCUGUAAUCUUGAUUGUUUUGUUGUGGCAUAGACACAGUCUGAACUCCCCACUGAUCAGCGAGCGAGAGCAAUGAAGCUUUUCUAGUGCAUGUGUGAAGAUUAGGGAUGAUACCCCGACACUGAAUUUGAGAAAAAUCAAUUUAUGUAAAAUAACUGUUCCAAUCAUGAAGUCGUUUAAUCAUGCAGACAGUCCCAUUGUUGUUACUUUAUCAUCAACUCUUUGCAGGAUAGUCGUGUAUUUGUUAACUGAACUAUGUUUAUUGACUCAAAGCGCAAUGUUUUAGCACGCUUAUUUUAUUUUUUGGAAAGAAAUUUGUCAUUUGUCACAUUUGGAUGCUGCCCCUCCAUUCCUGAUAUCUCAGUUAUCGAGGUUGUUUUCAGCUACUGAUGAAGGUGAUGUCACUGACUGUAGCUGUGAGUCUCUUUCUGUUUGGUGUUGAUGGGUCUGUUACUGUUCUCUGUUUUUCUCAGUGGGAUUGCAGUAAAAACUAAAUUGUAAUAAAAGAAAAGUGUAAACUUGUUAGAGCCCUUGUUAUGACGACAAUCGUUUUGAUUCUCUCAAGGAUGAAUUUCUACAGAGCCUGAAGAAGUUAGAUCAGAGUCGACCCACAACCACCAGCAUUCAAACCGCUUUUGAUCUGCCUCAAGAAAACCAGCUGUAAAUGUGUGUCUGAAAGACUGCAUAUCUGUGUAGAUCAUGUUUGAAUGUAUAAAACUUUUUUUUUUUGUGCUGAAUCUUAUUUUCCCUUUUUUUUUAUUAGAUUUUUUUUUUUGGCAUCGACAAUCCACAGUGGAUUAUCCAACAAAAUAAAUCUCAUGAAUUGUGGAAAAAAGGUACCGUAUGUAUAGGAGAUGGUGUUGUGGUUUGAAAUUUGUUUGUUUUUCCAUCAAGUUUGUUUGGUUUUAUUUUUCAAGCUGCUUUUUGGUGCAUGUUUUUAUUUUUUUAAUUAUUUUUUUUUUUAUCUUUUGGCAUGCUGAGAGAUUUUUCUUCUGAUGGAAACAUUUUUAGCUCAACAGUCUGUCCUGUUCAGUAGGUUCAAAGACUCCUGCAUAUAGUUUCAUAUCUCCGUAUGCAUCAAAAAACCUGCCCAUGACUCCAACUGCUGCAUUUACACUGUAGUUUCUGUGCUAGACUAUGACUGUGUGACAGCUAAUUUUACUGGAUUUGAAAUGUUUUAUGUAUAAUACAACAAAUGCUUAAUUUCAUUGUCUUAUUUUAUAGCCUUUAAAUCCUUCAUUUGCGGGGGGGGGGGGGGGUGCUUGUGUUUUUCUGAGGUCGAUGUACAUCUAAUCAAAUGCCAAAUAAAUUGCAUUGAAGGACGA
This is a messenger RNA of Siniperca chuatsi (mandarin fish), 4266 nucleotides long. RefSeq names its product DiGeorge syndrome critical region gene 2 (gene dgcr2). Gene Ontology annotation, cellular component: membrane. The transcript is spliced from 11 exons. Gene Ontology annotation, molecular function: protein binding. Bases 457 to 2079 code for a protein of 540 amino acids. The record is from RefSeq and is a predicted model, not a curated record. Lineage: Eukaryota; Metazoa; Chordata; Actinopteri; Centrarchiformes; Sinipercidae.